AAUCAAAAAUCAAAUGGCGCCGAUCUAAUGUCAGAGAAGCGUGUGUUAUUUUUUUAAGACAAAGCGUACAUUUUUGAAUAACGUCAUAAAUAAGUGAGGAAUAAUGUCGCGAGACCAUAGAAAAGAUGGCAGAUUUUAUAACAGAGAGAGAGAUUGGGAUAGAGACAGGGAUCGCGAGCGUGAUAGGGACAGGGAUCGUAAUCGGGAUCGGGACCGCGACCGGGAUAUGCGCGAUCCACGGGAUUAUAGGAGCCGUCCUAUGCAUAAACGGAGCCGUACUCCUCCACGAAGAGACGACAGUGACAAGCGAAGAAGCCGCUCACCUCGGACCAAGAACGAAAAAGAUCUCCUUGAUGAGAACAUACUGAGCGAGAUAUCGAAAUUACCCGAACCAAGUGAACUAUGGGACAAUCAACAGUUUCAAGACAAUGUAGGCUUUCAACAACCGCCCCCUGGCUUUCCACCGCCUGAGGGUGUACCACCAAUACCAACAGCACCAAGCUACAAUGCAAAUUAUCAGCCAUCAUACUCUGGUAUCUAUGAUGACUUCCCAUCAGUGGGUGGGGUACCUCAACCCCCAGUACCUCCAGACAUGUCUGCAUGGAACCAGAUGUCGUUGCCCCCACCUCCUCAACAGCCACCAGCACCCUUCAUCAACAAUGUUGAAGAUCAGAUCAAGAAAGAAGCUGCAAUCGAAUCAGAAAUGCGACAUCAGAAAGCAGCAUUGUCCAAACAGAGGGAAGAUUACAUAAAGAAAGCAAAUAUACUCAAGAAGGAGAUGGAGACAUUGAAAGAUCAACGGAACGAACUACGAGGCGACGCGAAACGAUCGCCGAGCCCAGACACCAAGAGGUUUUUGAAGGAAAACACCAAGUUACAGUUGGAGAUACAGAACAAGUUGAAGACUAUCUACAAUGUUGUGGACAUGCUCAACGGGAUCAUUGGCGAGGACGUACACGAGAUUGUCGACGAGGACAACAACGACAACGCAUCCGAACGCAACUCCAAACGGAAAUCUAGGUCGCCAUCGAAUAAGAAAUUCAACUAUGUGUACUACGAUCCUGAGAUGCACUGGUGCCGCGUCUGCAAUGAAUUCCCGCCGACUGCUAAGGAUUACCUGAACCAUUUGCACUCUCCUGCACAUCAUAAGAUGGCCGCAGCACACAUGGAAGCCCCGUGGCACACCGUGUCCGGCGUCAAUGAAGGAUUCCCGAGCUUCCCUGCGGCACCUACUAAACGCACGCCUAUUAAAGGUCUCCAGUUCUUCGUGCCCUCUACAGCAUGGUACUGCAAGCUGUGCGAUCAGUUUAUUGGUGAUCUCCAUUGUGCUUCUGCACAUCUCAAAUCUGUUAUACAUUCCAAGAAUUAUACUAAUUUCGUAGAACAAAACCCGCACUGGGAAACAGACUGGAUGUCGGACCGCCAGAAAGCCUUCGAGAAAUCCCGGGCUACUAAAGGCAAGUCCGAUGAAAAACCAGCCCAGUAUACUGCCCAUACCAUUACAUUUAACAAGGAUGGGUUCCAUACGAAGCAUAAAGAGUCUCCUGCCCCUCCAGAAGAGAAAAAGAAGAAGGAUAAGAAGAAGAAGAGUAAGAGAAAGAGUAGCAGCAGCUCAUCUAGUGAGCCCAGCAGCUCGGAUAGUGAGCCUGUUAAAAAGAAGAAGGCUAAAGCUAAAAAACAAAGGAGUAAAUUGGAAAGCCGGGAUGACAAGACCCUCACGGAAUGGAUGUCCAAUAUACAGAUGGACAGGCUGAAUGAUAAUGAUCGGAAACUGCUGGACACGCUUAAAAGCAGAAUGAAGAAAGAAAAAGCAGAUGAAGGCAGGUCACCCGACCGAAGCGAUAGAGAGCGGACCAUAGCAGAGUUAUCGAGGAAAAUGAGAGAGAGUGAACGUCGAGAAACUCGCGCCCGUGAGGACCGAGACCGGCGCGAUGACAUGCGACGCCGGGACGACCGGAGGGAGGAACAGAGGGAGAGGGAGACCACGCCCCGACUCGAUACUAAGAAACCGGAGAUCAGGAAGAUGCCCUUCAUAGGAAAAAUGCCUGUUUACAAGCAUUUGGGAAAGAAUUCCAAAACCGAGGAACAGAAAAAAGAAGAACAGAAGAAGAAGGAAGAGGAAGAAACUACCAAGAAGAGGAGGGAGGAGAUGGAUGCUGAAAUACAGAAGAAGGUGGCGGAGUUCAAGGAGAAGAUAGCUCGCGCGCAGUUGGAGCGGCAGGCGCAGGUGGAGCUGGCGCCGCCGACGCUGGCGCUGCCCACCGCGCUGGCCGCCGCGCCCGCGCUGCCCUACCUGCCGCCCGCGCCCGCGCCCGCGCCGCCGCAACUCAUGCAACAAACUCCGCAACCUCCUCAGCAGCCAACUCUUCCUAAGGACUUCCAGGACGCACUGGACAUUAUCUUCCCAACGGAAGUCAAGCCAGAUCUCUCGCAAGGAGACGGCUUGUUCCCAUUACCUCCUGGCUUCGUCCCAGGCCUCGGAGGAGUGAUGCCUCCCUUCCCGCCCCUGCCACUUAUGCAGACUCAGAUGACGCAAAUGUUUGGUUUCGACCUCAACGCUCCACUGUUCCAGCCGCGACCGCAACUGUACGACACUCAUGUGCCCCUAGUCCCCAGCCCCAAACCUCGGCCACAACACAACAAGAAGAGACAACAACAGCAUAAACCUGAACAGAGGCCAAAACAUGAACCACCUCAAAAGCCUAAAGAAGAAGAGCAGAACGGAAAUAUUGCGAGAAAGAAGGAAGAAAUGGAUGACCUAGCUAUGUUAGGUAUUGAUGCUUCAGAUGUAGGCUGCCUCUAAAGCGAAUAUAGUUAUUGAUGAUGAUCCUCGUUGCCAAUACGUUUUGAAGCCAAAAGUUACUUAAGCACCUCUUAUAUACAAUUUGUCUAAUUAUGUUAUCACACUAAACUAGACCUUAUUGCAAGUAACUACUAGACAUUAUUUUUGCAAGGAACUUUUCAUAGUACCUAUUAGAAUUUUCAAUCUGAACAUUAUCUUAUUGACUAGCAAAUACUACUACCAAGUACAAGACUAGGUUCGGUUCCCCAAGUCUGAAAACUGUUACUGGAUUAUUGUAUUUUGAAAAUCUCAGUAAGUUUUACUUUUGGAACGUGUCUUGUGUUUGGGCAGUAGACUCGAACUUUGUAACUUAGAACUCACACAUCACUAGUGUAAAGUGGGUGUACUGGAAGUAUGCCUUUGCUUAUUUACUUAUUUUAAAACAUAGUAAAUCCUUAAUCAAUAAGAAUAUAAUUGUAUUAAAAAGCUCGAUAUUCUAUGGUUGGAUUGAAUUUAAACCAUACCUACCUUUUACGGUACUUACACUUAGAUCCUAAUAUAUCAAUUUGCAAUAAUUUAUCUCUGCGAGAUUUAGUUUAAAGGGCAUUACUUAACUAGGCUUUUAUGAGCAUUUCUGUCAAUUACUAUCAUGUACUAAGAUAGGCUGGAAGGGAAGGCAUUGAAAUUGUAUGAAUUUUUUUUACUAAGAGUUAAUUUAAACAAUAUCACAAUUAAAAUUGUUUAGAAUUAAAUGUUCUCUGUGGUAGAUAAGUCGCAAGCAUAAAAUGGCAACUUACUAAUGUUUUCUAUAUGAACUACUGUAUUAUCUUGUAUACAUAUUUAUGUAUUUUGUUAAGCUAUGUCUAUAGUUUUAUCUGAUGACUAAAGCUAUUAUCAAUUUGAUCCUUGUGUGACGGAGUAAAAUCGUUUUGUAACUAAGAUACUGUUGUUUCAUAAAUAAACGAUAAAAUUAAA
Molecule: messenger RNA, 3757 nt
Organism: Spodoptera litura
Lineage: Eukaryota; Metazoa; Arthropoda; Insecta; Lepidoptera; Noctuidae
Source: RefSeq, a predicted model, not a curated record